ACACAAUGUUUCAAGUGAAACUGUCCCAUGUUUGCACCAUCGAACAUGUGGCGUCUCGCAGCUUUUUACCCCCUUUACCCCCCAAAGCGUCCUGCUUCGCCCGUUUCAAGCGUGUCCUGAAAAAGAUAAUUCUCAUCACUGAAAUCAACCCCAACAGUAUGAACUUUUUCAGGAGCACGGCUGAAAUCCUCGACGAAAGGAGACAGCAGGUCAAGUCGGGGUCGUGGGUCAUCCACCCGUUCAGUAUUUUCAGACUGUAUUACGAGAUUUAUAUGGCGAUUUUGUUGUUCUUCUGGUUGAUUUAUUUGCCCCUGGAUGCUGCAUAUGGGGAUUACCUCGCAUUGGAAGUUUUGGUUUUUAAUUGGUUUUUUAACACGUUGGGAGUUAUUGAUAUUUUUGUGAAUUUCACCACGGGUUACAAGAGUAAGAAAAAGGAAACGAUUGUGAUGAAGUGUUCGUCAAUCGCUGGUAAUUACAUAUUUAGUUUUUUUUUCGUGGGGGACGUAUUAGCCCUCACGCCUGAAUUACCGAAGGAUUUAAUUAACCACCACACCGACAAUUUACUCGAUAUGUUGUCACUGGCGAAAACUGUGCGCAUUUUAACUUACUUGGACUAUUUGGAGACAGUUUUUAGUUAUUUCAGAAUCAAAACCGGUGCGCAAACUGUCAUAAAAAUGGCCACUUUGGCGUUUCUUCUCAUUCAUGAUCUUGCGUGUAUUUUUCCAAUGAUGGCAACAGCAAGUGAAAUUUUUGAAUCGUUCACUGAAGACGAAGAACGACACCAAGAAACUAACCACAUGAGUCUUAAUCUGCAUAUAAGGAGUGAAAAUCUCUCAAUGGAUUUCUUUUCUUUGUAUAUAAGAAACCUCUACACGGCCUGUUCGUAUAUUCUAGGGGUUGAUAUUCGAUUCAAAUAUCAUUAUCCUUGGUCGUUUUAUAUUACGGCCAUUCUUGGAUAUUUCAUCGGGAAAUUUCUCCUCCUUUUUGCCACAGUGGUGAUUAUCAACAUGUUGAAAAGCCGUAACAAUUUAGAAAUCAAAUAUUUCGCGAUGAUGAGCCAAGUGGAUGAUUACAUGAAAGCGAAAAAUUUUCCAAUCGUGGUUCAGAAACGCCUUCGUGAAUGCUAUCUCUACAAAUACCGCGAGAAGUAUUUUAAAGAACACGGAGUGAAGAAUUUUAUUUCCGAAAAAUUGAAAAAAGAGAUCAAUUAUCACACGUGUCGCCGCUUGGUCAACAACGUCCAAAUCUUCCAGUCGCUCACGCGUGAACUCGUCGAGGAAAUCCUCCACCACCUCAAACCCGAGAUUUAUUUACCCAACGAUAUAAUCGUCAAAGCUGGCUCUGAGGGCGACUGCAUGUACUUCCUGGCUUCCGGCACGGUUUCAGUGGUCUCACCCUCAGGCAAAGAAAUUUGUCACCUCGAAGACGGCGACUAUUUCGGGGAAAUUUGCCUACUUUACUCCAAUUUGAAGAGAACGGCCACCGUUAUCGCACUUGAAAUCAGCGAAGUUUACAAAUUAGACCGGAAAUCGUUCAAAAAAUCCAUGGAGAAUAAUCUACCCCUCUUCAAAAAACUACAAGCUGAUGCCAAAAAGAGAUACAGGGAGACGAGAGACAUCGAAAGGAUGUUUAUGACGGCCUCCCAUCGACAAAUCCUCGAAACGCAAUCGAUAGACGCCUCUGAGAAAACUUACUAACAAUUGCUGUUUACUAAUUAAUUCAUUAAUUAAAGUUAAGUUGACAACACUGGUUUUCAUAGCAACUUUAUUACUCAAUAUCUCAAAAACUGCGCAUUGUAGAGUAUUUUAACC
Molecule: messenger RNA, 1811 nt
Organism: Tribolium madens (black flour beetle)
Lineage: Eukaryota; Metazoa; Arthropoda; Insecta; Coleoptera; Tenebrionidae
Product: potassium/sodium hyperpolarization-activated cyclic nucleotide-gated channel 1-like
Exons: 7
Coding region: 6-1697 (563 amino acids)
Source: RefSeq, a predicted model, not a curated record